Crotalus tigris (Tiger rattlesnake) is the source of this 2634-nucleotide messenger RNA. Its product is annotated as vomeronasal type-2 receptor 26-like. The record is from RefSeq and is a predicted model, not a curated record. Bases 1 to 2634 code for a protein of 877 amino acids. NCBI's taxonomy places the organism in Eukaryota, Metazoa, Chordata, Lepidosauria, Squamata, Viperidae. Gene Ontology annotation, molecular function: G protein-coupled receptor activity. The transcript has 6 exons. Gene Ontology annotation, biological process: G protein-coupled receptor signaling pathway. Gene Ontology annotation, cellular component: membrane.
AUGGCAUUUGAAGCAUUAAUUAUAGUGCUUUUACCCCAAGUGGUGUGCAUAAUUUCUAAUGCUAAAUGCAGCAUAAGUGAGCCUCUGCCCUUACUUCACCAGCACUAUGAACCUGGAGACUUAAUUGUUGUUGGCAUUUUGUCUAAGAUCUACAUAUUCUAUACAUUGAUGGACUUCAGUGAACCACCGUCCAGUAAUCUUUUUGAUGAAAUCCUAGAGAUGACAUCAAUCUAUCAGCAAUUCCUAGCUUUGCAAUUUGCAGUCAAGGAGAUCAAUGAUAAUCCUCACAUUUUACCCAAUUACACUCUGGGCUUCCAUAUCUAUAACAGUUAUUUUACUGCAACAUGGACUUAUCGUGCCUCAUUAGAACUGUUCUCUAGCAAGGAGAGAUUCAUCCCUAACUACAAGUGUGAUAUGAAGAAACGACCAAUAGCUGUCAUUGGGGGACCAACAUCUGCAGUUGGAGCUCACAUGACCACCAUCCUGUCCCUCUACAGGAUGACACAGUUCAUCUAUGGCUCAACUCCAGAGAUAAAUGAAAAAACAGAAGUUGUUUUAUACCAACAGAUGUUCCCAAAUGUGCACCACCAAUACAGUGGAAUUCUUCAAUUAAUGCUCCACUUCCAGUGGACUUGGAUAGGGAUGGUCUAUACAAAUUGUGAGAAUGGUGAAAAAUUUGUACAAAAUGUGGUUCCCAUGUUUUCCCUGAAUGGCAUUUGUUUUGCUUUUAUUGAAACUUUGCCAGCCAUUACUUAUUCUAAUAAUAUUUUCUCUUCUGUGGAAGCUGGGAUUGAAACAUUCAAAGUUAUUAUGAGAAGCUCUGCUAAUGUAGUGUUAAUCCAUGGUGAAGCUGAAGAUAUGAUUAUUUUGAGGAUAAUUCCCACCAUAUCCCAAGUGGAAGAUAUACCAUUAUUGGUAAAUGUUAAAGUGUGGGUGUUGACAGCUCAGAUGCAUUUCACAUCACUUCCCUUCCAAAGGAAUGAUGACAUAGACUUCCUCCAUGGUGCUCUCUCCUUUGCAAUUCACUCAAGGGAGGUUUUGGGAUUCCGGGAAUUUCUUCAGAUGAGAAAGCCUAACAUGAAAAAAGAAGAUGCCAUUAUCAAGCUCUUCUGGAAAAAUGCAUUUGAAUGUUCUUACUCCAACUCCAUGAAUGGGGAGAAAGACGCAGUCAUCUGCACUGGUGAAGAAAAACUGGAAAAUCUUCCUUCAUCUGUAUUUGAAAUGGACAUGACUAGCCACAGCUACAGUGUCUACAAUGCUGUCUUUGCAGUGGCACAUGCUUUGCAAGACAUCCAAGCAUCCAUAUUCAGAUACCAAGCAGGAGAUUGUGAAGCCAAACUAAACCUUCUGAAACAACAUCCAUGGAAGCUCAAUCAGUUUGUAAGGAGAGUGUCUUUCAAUAACAGUGCAGGGGAAAAAGUUUCCUUCAAUCAGAAUGGAGAGUUGGAGGUUGGAUUUGAUAUUAUGAACUGGAUUGUAUUUCCAAAUCAGUCUUUUGUGAGAGUCAGAAUUGGAGGGAUCAAUGGCAUGGAUUCUCAAGAAAUAAUGUUUUCUUCUCCUGAAGAAUCUAUUGUGUGGCCUAGGAGAUUUAAUCAGAUCCAGCCACUUUCUCUAUGUAAUAACAAGUGCCAUCCAGGAUACAGUAAGAAAAAGAUAGAAUCAAAGCCUUUUUGCUGCUAUGAUUGUAUUCGAUGUCCUGAUGGGAAGAUUGCUAACCAGGAAGAUAUAGAUGACUGUUUUCAUUGUUCAGAAGAUCAGUACUCAAACGACAACCAAGAUCUGUGUCUCUCAAAAGCAUUAACAUUUUUGAUGUAUGAAGAACUUUUAGGAACCGUUUUAGCCAGCUGUGCUAUUUUCUGUUCUUUCAUUACAGCUGUAGUCUUCUGGGUUUUUAUUAAACAUCAGGAUACUCCUCUAGUUAAAGCCAAUAACCAGAAUCUGACCUACAUUCUCCUUGUUGCUCUCUUAUUAUCUUUUAUUUGUGCUUUGCUAUUUAUUGGUCAACCAUCCAAGAUUACAUGUGUCCUUCGUCAAACAGCUUUUGGAGCUGUCUUCUCAGUGGCCAUGUCUUGUAUUUUAGCCAAAACUAUCAUUGUGGUUCUGGCUUUUAUGGCCACCAAGCCUGGGAUCAAGAUCACCAAGUGGGUAGGGAAAAAACUUGCCAUGUCUGUAGUAUUUGGCUGCUCCUUUGUUCAAGGGAUUAUAUGCACUGUGUGGCUGAUAACAUCUCCCCCAUUCCCUGAUGCUAACAUGAGUUCAAUGGCAGAAGAAAUAGUUCUGGAAUGCAAUGAAGGAUCCAACUACAUGUUCUACUGUGUCUUGGGCUACCUGGGUUUCCUUGCCUUUAUUAGCUUCACACUGGCUUUUCUAGCAAGGAAAUUGCCUGAUGCUUUCAAUGAAGCCAAGUUUAUCACUUUCAGCAUGUUGGUCUUCUGCACUGUCUGGUUGUCCUUUGUUCCAACAUACCUGAGCACCAAGGGAAAAUAUAUGGUUGCUGUGGAGAUUUUCUCUAUCAUAGCCUCCAGCAUUGGGAUACUGAUUUGCAUCUUUUUCCCCAAAUGUUUUAUCAUUAUCUGGAGAUCUGAUCUAAACAAGAAACAAAAGCUAAGCCUAAAAAACUACACAUGGAUGUAA